UUGUAUAUUGAUUUACAGUGUAGUCUGGUAAGUUAAAGGUAAACGAUAUUAUACAGCUAAGGAGAAACUAAAAGAAGAAAGGAAUAUAUUGAGAGGAAGGAAAGGAAACAGAAUAAGGCAAUAUAGUAGUUGGACAGCCGCUGUUGGCAUAUCGGCAUAUCUUGGUGAGAAGAUGAAGAAGUUGGGUUACGCAAGAGAUUAUGGGGAAGAAUUGUCCAGAGCUGCCAUAAUUGUAAAGCAACGGACAAUCUUUGAGCUAAAUCGAGCUGAUCCUGAACCGCCUCCAAGUCCUCAAAGGGGCACAAACAACCACGCCCACGGUCAUGGCAGAAGAAGUAAAGCCGUGGAUAAGAGUUGGAUGAGAAAAUGGAGAGGAUCAACAGAGUAUAUGGAUGUGGUUAAGGCGUUUUUGAUAUUUUCAGCUGUCAACUCCAAAACUAAAGGAUUUAUCGUGUGCCCAUGUAAGAAAUGUUGCUUGGGAAUGACAUUGCGAGAAGUUGUUGUGUACGACCAUUUGACUUCGGGAGCAGGGAUUUUGGAGGCCGGUUACACCGAGUGGGUUGUGUACACACCUGAUUAUUUGUUCCUUCUGCAAACGAUUUUGCGGUCAAAUCCCCAGGGGGCUGUUAAUUUUGCACUGAUGAUGUCUCAAAUUGAGGGAGGUUGCCUAGUUGACUACAACACAAUAACAUAUCUGUUUCUUCAUGUUCAAUUGUAAUUUUCCUUAUACAUGGUUCUAAUAGUUUCAAAUUCAACGUAGACUUCAUUUUCUUCGUAAGCUACUAAAAUGUGUUUUAGAUAUGAAGUUAGAGUUAGAUAUUUUCUC
Alnus glutinosa is the source of this 826-nucleotide messenger RNA. RefSeq lists its product as uncharacterized. The record is from RefSeq and is a predicted model, not a curated record. Lineage: Eukaryota; Viridiplantae; Streptophyta; Magnoliopsida; Fagales; Betulaceae. The transcript has 5 exons. Bases 173 to 718 code for a protein of 181 amino acids.